This is a messenger RNA of Acanthisitta chloris (rifleman), 3388 nucleotides long. RefSeq names its product cyclin-dependent kinase 13 (gene CDK13). Gene Ontology annotation, biological process: positive regulation of transcription elongation by RNA polymerase II; transcription elongation by RNA polymerase II; protein phosphorylation. The annotation marks the transcript as partial. Gene Ontology annotation, molecular function: RNA polymerase II CTD heptapeptide repeat kinase activity; cyclin-dependent protein serine/threonine kinase activity; cyclin binding. The transcript has 13 exons. The record is from RefSeq and is a predicted model, not a curated record. NCBI's taxonomy places the organism in Eukaryota, Metazoa, Chordata, Aves, Passeriformes, Acanthisittidae. Gene Ontology annotation, cellular component: nucleus; cyclin/CDK positive transcription elongation factor complex.
GAGAUCAGCGAAAUCUCGAAGCAGAAGUCCGUAUUCAUCAAGGCAUUCAAGGUCUCGUAGCAGACACAGAUUGUCUAGAUCCAGAAGUCGUCAUUCAAGUAUUUCUCCUAGUACAUUGACUCUGAAGAGUAGCCUGGCUGCUGAGCUGAACAAAAACAAAAAAGCAAGAGCUGCUGAGGCAGCUAAAGCCAGUGCAAAAGCUUCCAACACUUCAACACCCACGAAGGGAAACACCGACACUGCUGUAAGUGCACCUCAAGUGAACAAUGUAAAGGACCUGAAGAAGAUAAAAACUGAGCAUACACCUUCUCCUACCAGCAGUGCAAAUUUGAAAAACGACAAGGCAAAAGCCAAGGUCUCACUUCCUGAAACAAAAGGGGAAAAUAAUUUAAUUGCAGACAAAGUUGCUAAGCAGAAGCCUGCAGCUGUAAAAGAGAGUAAAGUAGCAGUUGUAAAACAGCCACCAGUCACUGUAAAGGAAAAAAGCAAAGUGAGUACACCAAGUGUAGUAACCAAGGAGAAGGAUCGAAUUGUUGCACUACCGACCUCCACACUGCCACCCUUGCCUUUGCCUCCCACGCUGCCUGAAGACAAAGAAACUGAUAGUUUGCGAGAGAAUGUGUCAGUGAAGACAGUUAAAGAAACGGAGAAGAAGCUUCGCCAUCUGCUUGCAGACUUGCCACUUCCACCUGAGUUGCCUGCAGGAGCUGAGGUACCCAAAAGUCCUGAAGAAAAGAAACCAGCAGUUCAGCUACACAGCAAGAGAAGACCAAAAAUAUGUGGACCACGACAUGGUGAAACAAAAGAAAAAGAAAUAGACUGGGGAAAGCGCUGUGUGGAUAAAUUUGAUAUCAUUGGUAUUAUUGGUGAAGGCACUUAUGGGCAAGUUUACAAAGCCAGAGAUAAAGACACAGGGGAAAUGGUAGCAUUAAAGAAAGUACGUUUGGAUAAUGAAAAGGAAGGGUUUCCAAUUACAGCUAUUCGGGAGAUUAAGAUUCUUCGACAGCUUAAUCACCAAAGCAUUAUCAACAUGAAGGAAAUAGUGACAGAUAAGGAAGAUGCUUUGGACUUCAAGAAGGACAAAGGUGCAUUUUACCUGGUAUUUGAAUAUAUGGACCAUGACUUGAUGGGACUGCUGGAAUCUGGCUUGGUUCAUUUUAAUGAGAGUCAUAUUAAAUCUUUCAUGAGACAGCUGAUGGAAGGCUUGGCCUAUUGCCAUAAGAAGAACUUUUUGCACAGAGAUAUCAAAUGUUCAAAUAUUCUACUAAAUAAUAGAGGGCAGAUAAAGCUCGCAGAUUUUGGGCUUGCUCGACUGUACAACUCUGAGGAAAGCCGACCAUAUACCAACAAAGUUAUUACCUUAUGGUAUCGGCCGCCGGAACUUCUGCUUGGAGAAGAGAGAUACACACCAGCUAUCGAUGUCUGGAGCUGUGGCUGCAUCCUGGGUGAACUUUUUACAAAAAAGCCAAUAUUUCAAGCAAAUCAAGAACUUGCUCAACUGGAACUCAUAAGCCGAAUUUGUGGGAGUCCUUGUCCAGCAGUGUGGCCUGAUGUUAUAAAAUUAGCUUAUUUCAACACAAUGAAACCAAAGAAGCAGUACCGUCGAAAACUGAGAGAAGAGUUUGCUUUCAUCCCACCAGCUGCAUUAGAUCUGUUUGAUUACAUGCUUGCUCUGGAUCCCAGCAAGCGCUGCACAGCUGAACAAGCUCUUCAGUGUGAGUUUCUGCGAGACGUGGAGCCAUCUAAAAUGCCUCCUCCGGACCUUCCUUUGUGGCAGGAUUGUCAUGAGCUGUGGAGUAAGAAACGCAGAAGACAGAAGCAGAUGGGCAUGACUGAUGACUCGACAGCAGCUAAAGUCCCUAGGAAGGAUCUGUCUCUAGGCAUGGAUGAGAGCAGAACCAACACCCCACAAGGCAUGCAAACUUCUUCCCAACUCAAAACUCAGGGCAGCUCUAGUGUAGCACUUGCAAAAACAAGCACUGGACAGCAGUUAAACCAGAAUGAAGUGGCAAUCCUGCUAAACCUGCUACAGUCUAAAACAAGUGUUAGUUUGGCACAGUUUGCCCAAGUAUUGAAUAUUAAGGUAAACCCAGAGACUCAGCAGCAACUAAAUAAAAUAAAUCUUCCUGCUGGAAUUUUGUCAGCAGGUGAAAAACAGUCAGAACAGCAGCAGCAGCCGCCGCCACCACCACCACCACCACCACCGCCAGGCCAGGACCCUCUCAAACAGCCGAUGGUCGCGCAGCCUCCUGGGCCUCCGCAGCUGAGUCAGCCUAAGGCUGAGACUGACGCUGCCCAGGCAGCUGUGCAGAGUGCAUUUGCUGUUCUGUUGUCUCAGUUAAUAAAAGCUCAGCAAACAAAGCAAAAAGAUUUUGUGUUGGAGGAGAAGGAAAACGGAUCAGGAAAUGAAAUGUCAUUACAACUCAGGCAGCCUCCAGAGCCCAGCACGCCUGCAUCUGUCAGCCGGGACGACGUGGAGUCUCCAGCACCUGGCUACCCACAUCUGAUCAAAUCCUUGUAUACAUCUGCAGGUCAAGAGGAUUUGGUUAGGCAGUCUGAGAUGAGACUCCUAAACCGCACGCCCGAACAGGAACGCCCCCGGAUCUUACCUCCGGACCAGCGUCCCCCUGAGCCCCCGGAGCCUCCACCCCUCACUGAUGAAGACCUUGAUUAUCGGACAGAGAAUCAGCAUUUGCCUAUAAGUAACUCUUCAGGAACAGAUCCCCAUGCAGGAGUGAAAGCAGCUCUUCUGCAGCUGCUCGCUCAGCAUCAAGCUCAGGCGACGACGGAAGAGCCAGUACAAACGAGUGUGGAUUAUCAGGCUAGAGACUCCUACGUAACAGGCCCAGACUACAAGGAUAACUUUGGAUCGUCGUCCUUCUCCUCUGCCCGUUACAGCAGUAGUGAUGGAAUAGGAAGCGGAUCAUCAGGAGUAUUAGAGAGGAGGAGUUUCCUAGGAAACUCAGAUAUUCAGUCUUUGGAUAACUACAGUACUGCUUCAUCUCACUCUGGUGCUGCCCCUCCUCCAUCAGCCUUUUCCGAAUCCUUUCCCAGCUCAGUAACUGGGUAUGGAGACAUUUACCUCAACACUGGCCCCAUGCUGUUUAGUGGAGAUAAAGACCAUAGGUUUGAGUACAGCCACGGUCCAAUCUCUGUUUUGGGGAGCAGCGGUGACACUUCCGCAGGGCCAGAGAGUACACACUCUUUGCCGACAAAGAUGCACAACUAUAGCUUUGGAAGUAAUUUACAGGAAAAUCCCAGUGGCAUCAGCCACAUGCAUGGACAGACUUGGACUUCUCCUGCCCAAGGACCUGGCUAUUCCCAAGGAUACAGGGGACACAUUAGCACAUCUGCAGUGAGAGGGCGAGGCAGAGGAUUACCGUAUUGA